AUGAAUGUUCCUACACCCGAUAUUUCGCAUAUUUCUCGAGAUCAAUACCAAUCUGUAUAUGAGCCAGCCGAAGACACAUUUCUACUACUAGAUGCAUUAGAAAAGGAUAGAAACAUCUUACUUGACAUUCAGCCAACCAUUGCAUUAGAAAUCGGGAGCGGAUCUGGUUGCGUCACUGCAUUUCUUGGUGCACUGCUUGGUUCUUCAAAUACAUUAUUCUUGUGUACCGAUAUCAACGACUUUGCUGCCAAAACUACUUUGAAAACUGGCCAGGCAAACAAGAUUCAAAUAGAUGCAGUCAUUACAUCAUUCACAUCCUCGCUACAUCAAAGAAUAUGCCACAACAUAGAUGUUCUUAUCUUCAAUCCACCUUAUGUUGUUACAACAAGUGAUGAGGUAGGAAGUCAUGGAAUCGAGGCUGCGUGGGCUGGUGGCAUUGAUGGUCGCGAAGUCAUUGACAAGUUUCUUCCACUUGUUUCUGUAAGUCAACUGCUCUCAAAGCAAGGCCAGUGCUAUCUUGUGUUGAUCAAGGAGAAUCGUCCCGAAGAGAUCAUGCAGCAUAUGCUGGAUAUAUACAAUCUACAUUCGGAAAUUGUAUUAAAACGAAAAGCAGGAUUUGAAGGGCUAUUUGUUGUGCGAUUCUAUAGAUCUGCUAUAUAG
Messenger RNA from Batrachochytrium dendrobatidis JAM81, 660 nucleotides. RefSeq names its product S-adenosylmethionine-dependent methyltransferase. Gene Ontology annotation, molecular function: nucleic acid binding; protein methyltransferase activity; S-adenosylmethionine-dependent methyltransferase activity. NCBI's taxonomy places the organism in Eukaryota, Fungi, Chytridiomycota, Chytridiomycetes, Rhizophydiales. Bases 1 to 660 code for a protein of 219 amino acids. Gene Ontology annotation, biological process: methylation. The record is from RefSeq and is a predicted model, not a curated record. The transcript has 6 exons. Gene Ontology annotation, cellular component: eRF1 methyltransferase complex.